UUAGUUUAUUUAUUCUGUAAAGCGUUGUCGCAAUUAGUUAACUAAGCAUCUUUUAUUUUGAGGCUGAGAGUAGUUGUUGCUUGUCAAUGAGUAGGUGGAGCCAAUCAUAUUAUAUAUUUAGGGAAAACAUAAUUAUACUAAAUCAUUGACUAGACUUAUAGAAUUUACUUAAAUAACUAUCUUACACUACUUAUGUUUUAUUCUUCUUCGUAAUCAAUCUCUUCCCCACCACAUUAAUCAUGAUGUGGAUUAAAUUUCGAUUUGGAAAAUCCAAAUAUUUGGUUUUUGGUAGGCCAACUUUAGGUCAGAGCCAUCAAGCAGGUUACAUCAGAUAACAAAUUCUUGUUCUCGCUCUGGCCAUUAAGGAGCAUUUAUGCAUUUAACAUUAGGACAUUGAUGUUAUGUCCAUUUUAUGACACAACUUUAUCAGUUUUAGAACAAACAAUAGCCAUACUUAUUUAACUUAUAAAAGAAAAUUUUGUAAACCCAUGAUUUCUAUUACCAACUACUAACAAUAUUAUUCACCGUAUAAUGUAAAUCAUCAAUCAUCAAAUCUAAAUAAACCCAAGUAGCAGACACUGUACAAUGUAAAUCAUCUAUUAUUCACUGUAAAUGUAAAUCAUCCAUCACCAAAUCUAGGAAAAUAGAACUUUAAGCCCAUGAUAUCGACUACCAAAACUGUAAACUUCCGAUGCUUGAAUUAGUUCCCUACAAUAUAAUCAUAAGUUAUUCAGCUCUAGGGUAUUAUACUAGGAUAAAGAGAUUAUCGUACAAUAUCAUAAGGAGAUAAGCUAUUCUAUGCAAGACAUACAUUCGUAGAAAAAAUCAGUUUAGAUUAGGCAUUUAGCAAGUGGAGGAAGAAUAAAAGGUGGACAAGUCAACGGACUGCGACGACAAGUCUACACAAAUGUUGAUAAUAUGCGUUUGCGAGGAUGUGGUCGCAAGAAAGUAUACUAUCCAUUAUCCAACGCACUCUCUUAUAUAUGUUACCUGUGUUCUUUCUAAUGGGUAACUAAACAAAAUAACAUUUUUAGAUUUUGGAAGAUUUACACGUUGGAGUCAAAAUUUUCCACAAACUUCGGAAUGACUUUAAACUUCGUAAUGUAAUUUUGUUGGCAAAUAAAUAAUACACUAAAAAAUAUUUCGCAAUAGUAACACCAAAGCAACAUAACAUGUUUUUUGACGCGUAAGUGCCUUUUGAAUAGUUUUUUUGAGAAAUAUGCCUUUUGAAUAGUUCACGUUAAAAAAACGAUUUUGUCAAGUAUAUGUGCAUAUUGACAUUUGAUGAACAACUGUGUAGUUACUUAACUUCUACUCACCAUGAAUAGAAAAGGUAAGACCAAAGAAAUGACAAAUAUUUUACUUAAGACGCCAUCAGACACCAUAGCAUAGAGACCAAUAUAUCUUUACGACCAGAAAAAAGCGAGCUUACUUGCAUCACUAUCAAUCUAUUAGAAAGAAUGGUUAAAAUCAUUAGUUUAACAAACUUUAAAACGAUAAUAUUUUUUUAAAGAGAAAAAGAAACAAAAAAGAGAAAAAGACUAUUAUUCAGAUUCUUUCCACUAAAGAAAAAAGGAAAAAAAAGUUUAAAAAAGUUGUGAAAGAAUUACUAAGAAUAUAAAAUUGUUUGCAUGUCUAUUGACCUGACCAUUACGAGCACCAUUAAGACCUCGUCCUUUCAAUUUAGUCUGCGCUUGACACGGCACUCUUAUGAUGUAACCACCCGUAAUCCCUUUGGACCAAACACGCUGGUCACGUAGAAUCCGUCACAGCCCAAUCAUCAACCUUUUCUAAUUUUCAAGCUCAACGAUUUAAAAGCGACCGUCAUUCAUCAAUGGCUGUCACUUUAACACUUCAGCACUCUGUUUUUAUUUCUCUCUCUGCUUUUCCCUAACAUCUCAUCUCCUUCUCUGUUCUCCAAAGUUUAUACCUUUUUAUUCAACCCUCGAGCGAUCUUUGCACGAACUAACCUCGAAAGACUGAAUCUUUUUCUUGACCCACCAAGAAAAAGUUAGUCUUUGUUUCCCGGAAAAAAACAGAGAGUUUCAGUUUGUUCCUUUUAGGGGUUUGUUUAAGUUGAAGGAGUUAUGCUCAAGGUCUUAGCUGAAGUUCUCGCUUUUUAUCAAUCACUUCUUGUUUCUUUUGCUGAUUCAAAGUGGCUCUGCUGGGAAAGUCUUCAGCUUUAUGUUCUAGGGCUUUGAAACUGUUUGUGAUUGUGGAGAAGGAUAAGCUGAGAUCAUAGGAAUUUAGAAACUUUCUUGUUUAGAUGAGAAUUGACACCACUCAACGUAUAGAGAACAUGUCUUACUCCUUCAAGAUGCACUCUUCCAUGUGCUUAGCCUUGAAGAACAUAGUUGAUAGAGUUAUGAAAAUCUUUCCUGAAAUAGAAGCUGCUAGACCUGGAUCUACCACAGGGAUACACACUCUUUGUUUGCUCAACAAAGCUUUGGAGAAAGCUAAGCUGCUUCUUCAGUACUGCAGUGAAUCCAGUAAACUCUACAUGGCAGUAACAGGAGAUGCUAUACUCUCAAGAGGUUCUAGAUCCAAAAAGUUAUUAGAGCAAAGCUUAUCUGACAUCAGAACCAUGGUUCCUACUGCUUUGUCUAUCAAGAUACUUGAGGUACUCCAAGAUCUUAAGUCAACAGUGUUGUCUCUAGAAUCAUCUGAAGAAGAAGCUGGGAAAGCUAUUAGGGAACUGAUGAGACGGAGCACAUCUUCUUCUGUGUCUUCUGAUGAGAUAAGAGAUUUCCAUUUUGCAGCACUAAAGCUCCAGCUCUCAACACCUGAAGCCGUUGCGGUAGAGAGAAGGUCCUUAAAGUCUCUUUAUGGGAAGCUAGGAGAGUGUGAAGGGAACAAGAGACAGAUUCUGAAGUAUCUCCUCUGCCUCCUGAAGAAGCAUGAGAAAAUCAUUUGGAGUGAUCACAAAGAUAACUCUCUCAGACAUAAUGAUUCUGUGUGUGCUAGUGUUGCAGAAGCCGGGUGUUCUGAGGAACACAACAGUGAUACACUUCCUGAACAGUUCAAGUGUCCUCUUUCUCUUACCGUCAUGUAUGAUCCUGUCAUCAUCUCCUCAGGCCACACCUUUGAGAGGAUGUCGAUUCAGAGAUGGUUUGAUUUAGGUAAUGACACGUGUCCUGUAUCAAAAAGGGUACUAGAUGAUUUCACAUUGCAGUCCAAUGUAGCGAUGAAGGAUCAGAUAUCAAAAUGGUGCAAGAAGCACGGUCUUGAUGUUCAAGAUCCAGCAAUGAAUCACACAAACAACGCUUCACAGAAUCUUGACUUCUCCAUUGCUAGUUUUACAAGUUCUCUGUACAAUAUACCUGAUCUCAGCUGCUUUACUAGUAGAGACUUCAGCUCUAGCUUCUCCACUGAUUCGCCAUCUUACUCUAGGAUGUCAAGGGGUGGCUACUUCAUGCCAAUGCAGACUAUAGCUUCUGAGUCAGGUACUGAAGUCACUGAUUCCACUCUUCACAGUGAGGUGGAGAUAGAGCCAUUAUGUGAACUCAGUAAGCUUCCAUGGGAUGCUCAGGUCAAGGCUGUUCAAGAUGUGAGAAGUCUUUUUGAGAAAGAUUCUAGGGCUGUUCGGUCUGUGUCUCCUAGUAAGUUUCUUGAGCCGCUUAUCACAUUCUUGAAGAAUGCUCAUGAGAGAAAUGGCUCUGAGGGAGACGUAGUAAAGAGUGGUUUGGAUUUGUUAUUGACUUUCCUCAGUGGAAACAGGAAGGCUAUAGAGAGCUUGGAGAAAGACUUGUUUGAAAUGUUGUGUGUCUUUCUUGGGUCAGAGUUAGUAGCUGAAGAAGCUUUGAACGUACUCGAGGUUCUCUCUAACCACCCACAAAGUCUCUCCAAGAUAACUUCAACAAGCUCCCUCUCUGCCCUUUUGAAGAUAGCUGAGUCUGGAGCAGAACAUCUUCAAGAACAAGCUAUGAUCACACUCAAGAACAUGUCUUCAAGCAAUGAGAUUUGUGUGGAAAUGGUCUCUCUCGGUUUUGUCCAUAAGCUCACAUCUUUCUUGCAACAAAACGUCUUCAGCAAACACUCAAUCAUCAUGCUGAAGAAUCUCUGCAACACUGAGAAAGGUAGGGUUUGUGUAACCGAAACUCCUGGUUGCUUAGCUUCAAUAGCUGAGCUACUGGACUCAAAUGUUUCCGAGGAGCUAGAGAAUGCAAUCUCCAUCCUACUCCAGCUCUGUGUGGAGAAGAUAGAGUAUUGUUAUCUUGUGGUGAGGGAAGGCCUUAAUAUUUACUCAUCUCUUCUCUUGAUAUCCAACAAUGGAACCGAGGAAGCGAAAGUGGGUGCAUCUGAGUUGCUUAGAGCUCUUGAAGAAGUAGAAGAAGAAGAAGAAGAAUCCUCCACACCACAAGAAGAAGCAACUACUUCACAGGUUGUUGUUGCUCCAGUUACGUAUCAGGAACCUGUAGUAACAGCACCAUCUCCAAAGAAGUCUGGUCUUUUUGGGUUCAGAUUCAUUCUCAAGAAGAAAAAGAUAAAAUCAUAAGUUUUGUUAACUUACCUUUUUUAAGAAGCUAUCAUUUUUUUGUGUGGUUCUCUCUUUGUUGACUUAGGGUUUGUAUAUGUUGAUACCAGUCUAAAGAGCUUCCAUUAAUGUUAAGUGUAGUUGUAA
Messenger RNA from Brassica rapa (field mustard), 4621 nucleotides. Its product is annotated as U-box domain-containing protein 5. NCBI's taxonomy places the organism in Eukaryota, Viridiplantae, Streptophyta, Magnoliopsida, Brassicales, Brassicaceae. Gene Ontology annotation, biological process: protein ubiquitination. Gene Ontology annotation, molecular function: ubiquitin-protein transferase activity. The record is from RefSeq and is a predicted model, not a curated record.